Molecule: messenger RNA, 1275 nt
Organism: Oryzias latipes (Japanese medaka)
Lineage: Eukaryota; Metazoa; Chordata; Actinopteri; Beloniformes; Adrianichthyidae
Source: RefSeq, a predicted model, not a curated record
AGGUGUGGGCGUGGUUUGGGUUCAGUCACUGUAUUUCCGCAGGUGCCGUGAGGAGCGAUACGCCAGAAAGACAGAAUCGACACCAGAUUAAACAAAGAAAACGCAAACAUGCGGUUCAUUUUACCAGCUUCGUUAGUUCUAGUUGCUGGUUUAAUUCCUGCUGUCACGAGCUCGAUUUCUGGCCUUCCAGAGGACUUGGAAGGAUCAGGAAUUGAUUUGGAGAGUUCUGGGUCAGGAGAUUGGUCAGAUCAUGUUUCUCCCGUUGAAGGUAAAAACAUAGAUGAGGAGCCAGAAGGAGAUCAUUUAGGAGAGGUACACAAAACGAUGGAUUCUGGGAGGAUGAAGCUACCAGCUGACACUCUGAUGGCUUCUUCUACUAGAAUUUCCGCGUCCGGAUUUGUGUUUUUGGAAAAUGGCAGGCAUUUUUGGGAAAAGGAAGAAGUUCUGGCUGGCAUGAUUGCAGGGGUUCUAACGGGAGCGGCAAUCGGAGCUACGAUAACAGCAAUAUUGAUCUACAAGUGGAAGAAAAGGGAGGAUGAAGGGGGGCUUCUGGGCAAAAGAGAAAUCACAUAAAUUAUACUAAUAUAAUAAUUUUUGCCAUCAAAAUGUUAAAGCUGCUUAACUUUUUGUUUUUGUUUUGGGGAGCUGCUGUAAAUUUCCCCCUUUCUCUCUAGAGCCACAAUGCAACUAAUUUCUCAAAUAAUAUUGAUAGUUUUCCUUACAUUAUUAACCAAAAGUUUUUCUUUUACACAUGGCAACGGUGAGCCAAUGUGUUUAUGGUUUUAAUUUGAUUUAAAAAAAAUUCUAUUUUAAAUGAGACUUAGUUCAUAAAUCUGUGGGGUGAUUAGGCUAAAUAUAUAUAUAUUUUUUUUCAUUGUAUUUUCCAUCUAUUUAUUUGAUGGCCUCUUUUUUUCCGAGCAUUUUAUUUAAAAAAAAUAAUUACAGGUGAUUAAAAACCCUUUAAAUCCUUUUAAUCCUACUUUUCAUAGCCACAAGCAUGAUUUUUUUCCCCACCUACAGUUAAAUUUAAAUCUUUUUCUAUUUCAACUAACGCUGACCUAUGCAUAUUUGGGUCUAAUUCAUGUAAAUGUUUAGUUGUUUUGACGUAAAAAGAAAUGGCAAAAGUCUAAGGCUACAACCUUUCUUUCCAUAAAAUACAAUAAAUGUACUUGUCUUGUUCAAAAUAUGCCAACAGACCACAUUAAGCUUCCAUUAAACCACAAAUAUCGAAUAUAUUUGCAUAUUCUUUGUAAAUAAAUUACUUCAUGAAGACCA